AUGGCCCCCUUUGGCAGCACCGACUCGAUGGACUUCUUCAACGACCUGCCGCCCCUGGAGGAGGCCCCCAAGUCGACCGCCGCGCAGUCUCUGUUCGAGGGGCUGGCCAGCCUGAAGCAGAGCCGCGUGCUCUACCGUCUGGCCCUGGUGGACACAGAGACGGGCAGGCCCCUGGGCUACGCCUCGGACAAUGACUUGGAGCGCCUGGCCAGCGGUAGCAAGCCGGCAGUCCCCUCCCCGCCUUCCCCCCGGGCCCAGCUCGCCUCCCAUCAGCAGCAUCUGGCAGCGGCGGAGCAGCAGGCCAAGGAGCCCUCCUUCCAGACGCUGCUGGCGGAGACUCACAAGACGGGAGGCCCGGUGUGCUCGCACUGCGGCGCAACCGAGAGCCCCCAGUGGCGCCGCGGCCCGCCCAACAAGGCAAUCCUCUGCAACGCUUGCGGCACGCGCUACAGGCGCACCAACCAGCUUGGCUCCGCGGUGCCUUCCACCCAGCGCAAGCGCGGCGCGCAGCACUGCGGCAGCGAGGUGGCCAAGGCAGCUGGGCACCCGCCCAAGCAGCCGCGCGUGGUGGCGUGA
Molecule: messenger RNA, 576 nt
Organism: Chlorella variabilis
Lineage: Eukaryota; Viridiplantae; Chlorophyta; Trebouxiophyceae; Chlorellales; Chlorellaceae
Exons: 3
Coding region: 1-576 (191 amino acids)
Biological process (GO): regulation of DNA-templated transcription
Molecular function (GO): sequence-specific DNA binding; zinc ion binding
Source: RefSeq, a predicted model, not a curated record